AUGGGGAAGGGAGAGGACGAGCUUAAUUUGCCGAGUACAACGGUCGAUGCGCAGGGUACAGGCUCCAGUGAUGGGAGCAGUAGCGGGUGCUGUUUGGGUUGCAGUGGGUUUCUUAAAUUGGUGAGCUUUAGAUGUGUGUUUGUGUUGGUGCUGGGUUUUGCGGUGCUUUUGUCUGCGAUUUUUUGGCUGCCGGGUUUUCGAUUUGGGCACCAUAAAGAUCUGGAUCUGGACUAUGGAGGUCAUGAUGUAGUGGCAAGUUUUGUGCUGAGAAAGCCAGCUUCUUUUCUUCAAGACCAUGUCGUGCAACUUGAGAAUGAUAUUUUCGAUGAGAUGAGCUUCGCCUCUACUAAAGUUGAAAUAAUAUCCUUAGGAUCCUUAGGAUCAUCUGCCGAUCCAAACAUAACGAAGGUUGUGUUUGCAGUCGAGUCAGAUGUGACUACCCGGAGUUUAAUCAGAGCCUCUUUUUUGUCUAUGAUUACUCGCCAAUCGCCUCUUCAUUUGACUGAAUCUUUGUUCGGCAAUCCCUUCGAAUUCGAUGUGCUCAGAUUCAGGGGAGGGAUUACCGUCAGCCCCGAGCAGAAGGCAUUCCUUAUGCAAAAUGUUCAGAUCCUUUUCAACUUCACUUUAAACUUCUCGAUUGAUGAAAUUCUAGUCAAUUUUGAGGAACUCAGAAGCCAACUUAACACAGGCCUACAUCUGGCUCCAUACGAGAAUCUGUACAUACGCUUGACCAAUCUGAAGGGCUCAACCGUAGUUCCACCCACAACCAUUCAGGCCCAAGUCCUCCUAGCCGUGGGCAUCAAUGCCUCAAAAUCGAGGUUAAAGCAGCUGGCUCAAACCAUAACCGGGUCCCACACUAAGAAUCUUGGCUUAGACAACACAGUGUUUGGACGAGUCAAGCAACACAAUGGGCAUCUUCGCCACGUGGCGCCUUCUUAUUCGCCGGAUUAUGGGCCCAGCCCUAGUCCGUCACAACCGAGGAGGAAAUAUUCCCCACCUCCCAAACGGGCUCCGUUUCGUGGGGCAAGCCCGCCUAGCGGUGGUGGUCACGGUCAUGUUCAUCAUCACAGUCAUCCGCCAUCGAGGAGUGUGUCUCGUGUAAGGCCAUCAAAUGUGAUGCCGAUAGUUUCAUCACCCUCGCCGUCUCCAUCCUCUGCAGGUAUCUUAUCCUCCAACAUACUGGCCUUGCUGCUGGCCAUAUUAAGUGUACUGCUUUUGUAG
Striga hermonthica is the source of this 1221-nucleotide messenger RNA. NCBI's taxonomy places the organism in Eukaryota, Viridiplantae, Streptophyta, Magnoliopsida, Lamiales, Orobanchaceae. The record is from the annotation of a GenBank genome assembly.